CUCAAAGAAACCUCAGCGAAGGCGAGAUUGAGAGAAAGAGAGAGAGAGUGGAGGGAGGGCUGACGCGCCUCCCCCUCCUCCUCCUCCUCUUGGGUUCCCGCCGGUGUGCCCCUUUCCCGCGUGGAGCGAGUGCAGAGCGAGCCCAGGUUCCCGCCCGGUUCCCGCCCGGCGCGCCAUGUCGCUCAGCCCCAAGCACACGACGCCCUUCUCCGUCUCCGACAUCCUGAGCCCCAUGGAGGAGAGCUACAAGAAGUUCGGCGCCAUGGAAGGCGGCCUGGCCGGGCCCUUGGCGUCCUCUUCCUACCGACAGCCCCCGCCGCAGCAGCAGCAGCACCAGCACCCCAUGGCUACGGCGCACAACCCUACUGCCGCCUACCACCCCAUGGCCCACGCCGGGGUCUCCCAGUUCGCCCACGGCUCCGUGGCUGGAUACUGCAACGGCGGGUUAGGCAACGUGGCUGAGCUGGCGCCUUACCCGGACAGCGUGCGCGGCGGCGGGGCCGCCUCCGGGUGGUAUGGGACCAACGCAGACCCACGCUACCCCACCAUUUCCAGGCUGAUGGGCCCCUCGGGGGGCAUGAACAUGGCCGGCAUGGGCGCGCUGUCGGGCAUGGCGGAGGCGGCCAAGUGCCUGGGCCCGGGGCUCCACCACGCCGCGCCCCGUCGGAAACGCCGGGUGCUGUUCUCGCAGGCGCAGGUCUACGAGCUGGAGCGGCGCUUCAAGCAGCAAAAGUACCUCUCGGCGCCGGAGCGGGAGCACUUGGCCAGCCUCAUCCACCUGACGCCCACCCAGGUCAAGAUCUGGUUCCAGAACCACCGAUACAAGAUGAAACGCCAGGCCAAGGACAAGGCGGCCCAGCUCCAACAGCAGCAGCCGCCGCCGCCGCAAACGGAGGGGCCCGGCCUGUGUCAACAGCAGCAGCAGCAACAACAAGCGCCGUCGACGCAGGCGCCCCAAUCCCCGCGCCGCGUGGCUGUGCCCGUCUUGGUGAAGGACGGCAAGCCUUGUCCGCACGGCAGCGGCAGCGCAGGGCAGACGGCAGGGCAGAGCCCCGGGGCCGGAGGAGGCGGAGGAGGAGGAGGCAGCGCAGGGCAGCACCCGGCGGCGGCAGGGACGGGCUUGGGCCAAGGGCCGGACCUGGAGGAGCUGCCCCCGAGCCCGCCUUCCCUCCACAGCCAAGUGGGCGCCCUGGCCCAAAUGGACGCCGCCAACGCCGCCGCCUCCGACUACAACGGCGGCAUGGUCAACGCCAGCUUGCUCUAUGGACGGACUUGGUAACAACCAUCAUCAUCAUCAUCAUACUCAAGCCCCAGGAGGUUUAGGAGGAGGAAGCGACUGCCAACUCCCUUUCCUCCCCUCUAAGUGCCCCAAGUUUCCCCGCGGCUCCUUCUGUCUCCCCCACACUGCCUCUUCUGCUCCUUCUGCCCCCAAACUGGACCCAAGCAAGCAUGGAGUUCGCCUUGACGCCGCUUUCGGAGCCUCCCCUUUUGGCCGCUUUCAGGAGCCCAAGUUGGAGGCUGGGACAAAAACACGACUGUGUGACGCUCAAACGGGAUGUUGCCAUCUGCUCAGCGAAGGAACGAAAGCGAAAAGAACAAGCCGAAAAGGAAAGAAGGGCAAAGCCAAGCUCUCCCGGCUUGACUCGGGAGAGUCACAGAUUUGUGUUGUUGAAGGCUUUCACGGCCGGAAUCACUGGUUGGCAGUGAGUUUUCCGGGCGGUAUGGCCAUGUUCCAGAAGCAUUUUCUCCUGACUUUUCGUCCGCAUCUAUAGCAGCUAUUCUCAGAGGUAAACAGCCAGACCUUGAAACUGAAAGGCAAGUUGGCCAAUUGCAACAUUCACACCUGCCUCAAACAGACAAGAGUUCUUUUCUCCCACCCUAGACAUCCCACAGAUAUAUAAACCCCACUGGCAUAGUUUCCAACACACCUCACAACCUCUGAGGACGCCUGCCCUAGAUGCAGGCGAAACUUCAGGAGAAUAUCCUUCUGAAACAUGGCCAUACUCACAGCAACCCAGUCGCAGAUUUGUUUGUGUGUGCUUCACUUCUCGAGCCAGAGCUCUGGACUCUAGCCUUCGAAAGGGCAACUGAUACAAAUAUACUAAUAAUACUAGUGAGGGAGUCUCUCAAGUGCAAUCUCAUCCUUAUUAUUAUUAUUAUUACUGAUGGAGAGCUGGUUGAGUUGUGACUCCGGGUCGACGGGCAACACGUCUCCCCAUUACACUAUGUAACACGGUUUUUGUUCCUGGGUUAUCAAUACCAUUUCCGAAUUGGUUCUAUCAUAAAAACAAAGCAAAGAUUUUUUUUAAGCUGCAAAAAGCUGUUGUUUUGGGGGACAUCCUGCAGCACUUUUUGCUGUAGUUUUUUCAGUGAGAGCCUCAACCCAUUCAACAGCCACCAAAACGAAGUUUCUGGAGUGUGACAAUUACUUCCAAAGUAAGUGCGGCAAAAUUAAACAGAAAAUAACACUUUCAAACCAGGACCAAACAAACAAAAAUCAACUUUUCUUACAUAGUGUUAUUUACCAAAAUAAUGCGAGGCAAAGUUGCAUGAUUUGCAUCCUUAUAAUGGUAUAAGGAUGUUUUGAUGGAAGGGAGGGGGGAAAUUAUUAUAGUGUGCAUUUGGAGAUAAAGAUAUAUAUGCACAUAUAUACAUAUAUAUAUGUGUGUGUG
Messenger RNA from Anolis carolinensis (green anole), 2672 nucleotides. It is a transcript of the gene nkx2-4, whose product is annotated as NK2 homeobox 4. Gene Ontology annotation, biological process: regulation of transcription by RNA polymerase II; cell differentiation. The transcript is spliced from 2 exons. Bases 176 to 1279 code for a protein of 367 amino acids. Gene Ontology annotation, molecular function: DNA-binding transcription factor activity, RNA polymerase II-specific; RNA polymerase II cis-regulatory region sequence-specific DNA binding. NCBI's taxonomy places the organism in Eukaryota, Metazoa, Chordata, Lepidosauria, Squamata, Anolidae. Gene Ontology annotation, cellular component: nucleus. The record is from RefSeq and is a predicted model, not a curated record.